Molecule: messenger RNA, 1398 nt
Organism: Durio zibethinus
Lineage: Eukaryota; Viridiplantae; Streptophyta; Magnoliopsida; Malvales; Malvaceae
Product: transcription factor IBH1-like
Biological process (GO): regulation of DNA-templated transcription
Source: RefSeq, a predicted model, not a curated record
AGCAGAAACGUGUAAUUCAAUUAUAAUAAUAGGAGGAAUAAUUAUAAAAUAUAUCAAAGGUUGAUUCCUAAGUCUCCUUCCUUUUUACACCUCCCAUUUCCAAUCCCUUCAUUUCUCUCUCUCUCUUUCUUUUCUUUCUUUCAUUCUCUCCUUUUCCUCAUUUCUCCUCACAUGUUUUUGUUCUUGAAAUUUCCCCUAGCCGCAUCUCUGUCUUUCUUGUUGUCUGGUUUGUCUAUAUAGAUACUGUGUCAGAGGAGUCAGAACUAAAAUUCUGCUUUUGUCCUUGUGAUAACUUCUGGGCAACUGGCCCCUCUGUGUCAGAAAACAAAAUCUCUCUUCAAUUCCCACAACCAACUAAUUUUUCAUUUGUCCCUCUGAUCCAUCCAAAAAAGGCAAAGCCUACGACAGUUAGUUAUACCUCUUUUCCAUCUUCAUAUCAUAUUCCCCCCCCCCCCCCCAAAAAAAAAAAAAAAAAAAACCCUAGCUAGCUUACUUGUCUCUCUUAUCAGUUUUAUAUCUACUUUCAGCUCAUAUAUUUGUCCCCCAUGAACCCUCAACACCUGAACGCUAGUUCUCUAAAAUCCAGGUUCACCAGAAGGUUCCUUCGGGCUCUGACUAAAAUAAAUGCUCAGAAACCUAUCUCAUCAUCUUCUCCUAGAGAGAUCUUCCAACGUUAUGGAAGAAUUAAGGCUGCAGCUGACAAGUCCAUGGCUAACUCGGUCAGGUCGAGGAGAACCUGGAGUAGGGCUAUGCUUUGGAAGCUUCGAAGCCGGUCUUAUCGUCAAGCCUCUUCAGGCAGAAGAUCAGCAGUCAAGACUAGUACAACUACUUCUCAUCAAGCCAUAAGGAAGAAAACAAAUCAUGAAAAGGAAAACAAGCCCACAAAAACUGGGGAAGAUCAGGUUGGGUUUGUUGUCCAAGCAGAUGAGCUUAGAGAGCUUGUUCCAGGUGGUGAAGCCAUGGAUUUAUGCAACUUGUUGGAUGAGACUGCACAUUACAUAAAGUGCCUUACCACCCAGGUACAAGUGAUGAAAAAAAUUGUCGAUUUCUACUCUCUCUGAGUAAUUAUAUAUAUUCUUAUAAUUAUAUCAACACAUAUGGAAUAAAGAUAUAUAUAUAUAUAUAUAUGUAUGUAUAUAUCCGAGGAACAUAUUGUUAAAAAGAAAAAAAAAAGAAGGUUUAUUCAGAGAUGAGAUGAUUGUCUAAGAUGGUAAGUAUUAUAUUUUCUGUAGAGAGCAGAUAGCCAGCUGAAAUAGUUUCUAAACAGAAAGUGAGUACUAAGUGAAGAAACUUGCACAAUCUCUGUGAGAUAUUGGGAUUUUUUUUUAUAAACUGUUUGUAUAGUUGUUGGUCCUAUAUGCCUUUAUUUACAUACAAUUUGAAGUCAUUACCUGUUAA